AUGGCCAGCCUUCUGCGAUCCUUCCAGCAGCAGCGGGAGGACGACGAGGGGAGCAGCGGGGGGUCGGACGGUCCUCCUCAUCUGGCGCAGAGUGGGCGGGACGGGCGCGGCGGGCGGGGCAGUAUCGACCGGGCGCAGCAGCAGCAACAGCAGCGGCAGCAGCAGUGCUUCGAUGUGGAGGACGUGGUGCGGCGCUUCCCCAUGCUGCAGGAGCUGCUCAUCGUGCUCCCAGACUGCGAGUUCUCUCUAGACAGAGAGGCAUCGCUGCAUUGGUACGCGGACUUCAACGAAACGCUCUCCUCCUGCGCCAUCGUUGCAGCUGAUUCCAUCUCCCUCCUCUCCCACCCCACUCCCAUUCCUCUUAGUACUCCCUCCCCUACGUCUUCCGCCCCCACCGCAUCCGCCUCCCCUCCUCCUUCCACUCCUCCUGCUCCUCGCUCUCCUCCUCCUUCCGCUCCACCUGCUCCCCCCACUCCCCCUUCUCCCGUUCCUCCUCCUCCUCCGCCUGUCUCGUGCCCCCACCAAGGUACAUCCCUGUCAAACCGCCGGCCUUCACGUAUCCCCUCUCUCUCGCGCUCCUCCUCACAACCUCCCCUCUGGGCGCCCCUGUGGGACUGGAUGUCAGCUGCUGGCACGUCUUCACCCAGACAAGCCACCGCCACUGCUGCCAGCACAACCCACCAGCAAGCCACCACCACCGCCACUGACACCUCUCCUUCCUCCUCUUCUCCAGGCCCCACCUCGCCCUCUCAUCCCUCCGAGCUCUGCAAUGGGUCUUCUCCAUCGUCUCCCUGCCACGAAAACACGCAGGGAGACGCUGGUUCAGCAGGAAAGUGGAUGGGGAACAAGCAGCAGCGUUCUGGCGACCGUGGAAAGGCACGGGACAAGGGGAAGGGGAAAGAGAAGGUGGAGCUUCGGAGAAACUUUGUGGUGGAGACUGGUGACGGAGGAAACGCAGGGCAGGUGGAGCAGCAGGGCGGGUGCAUUGUGGCUAGACUGGGCUUUUCCCGGGUGGUGGACAUUACAGAUUCCUCCCAACAGCCUUAUCGGAACGAGCGUCCGGCCGUUGGGAUGCCGCCACCUGUCCCGGCUCGCUCUCUCUCCUCCAUGACUCGCCUGCUGGCUGCAAGCAGGGGCCCCCCAACUUCCCCCACGUCAUCCUGCUUCCCUACCUCAUCAACCCGGCGUCAGCCGUUCCGCCCUCCCCCCAUCCGCCUGACGCCAAACGGCCUCAAGGAGCGCAUUGCAUGGACCAUCAGUGCUGCUGUGGCGGCAUCGGCUCGCCAUGAGCUGCUACGGCGCAUUGCAAGGCAGCUGCCAGAGCUGAGGCAGGUGGCCAUUGCUGACGUGCAAGGCCAAGGCAGCCUCUCACUUGGUCCUGAACAGGUAUGA
Closterium sp. Naga37s-1 is the source of this 1392-nucleotide messenger RNA. Lineage: Eukaryota; Viridiplantae; Streptophyta; Zygnematophyceae; Desmidiales; Closteriaceae. The record is from the annotation of a GenBank genome assembly.